Messenger RNA from Brienomyrus brachyistius, 3725 nucleotides. RefSeq names its product E3 ubiquitin-protein ligase Topors-like. Gene Ontology annotation, molecular function: ubiquitin protein ligase activity. The transcript is spliced from 2 exons. Gene Ontology annotation, biological process: protein polyubiquitination; protein monoubiquitination. Bases 241 to 2994 code for a protein of 917 amino acids. The record is from RefSeq and is a predicted model, not a curated record. NCBI's taxonomy places the organism in Eukaryota, Metazoa, Chordata, Actinopteri, Osteoglossiformes, Mormyridae.
GCGGGGUCUGAAAGAAAGUAUAAAAUCCUUAAUAUUCUCUAUUAAUAGCCGUUAUUGAGCACCAUUAACCGUUACCCAUCACUAUUAUCCGCCGGGGAAAUUAGAAACUACCUCAGAGUACAGUGACGUGGAUUAGUGAUCAAAGCGUAUUUUCAGAAAUACUAUUAUUUAACGUUCUGUCAUUGAAGACAAAGUGAACGUCAUUUCAGCUGUCAUUUAACAUUGUCUCAAGACAAAAUAAUGGCUCCCACAAAAAUGAAAUUGCGGAUGCGAAAGAAGGAUGGAGCAGGCAAAGUGUCUCAGGCCAUGUCGACAGAGGCUUCCCCGGACUCCAAAUGUCCCAUCUGCCUCGAUCGCUUUAACAACAUGGCCUACCUCGACCGCUGCCUGCACAAGUUCUGCUUUCGCUGCAUCCACGAGUGGUCCAAGAACAAAGCGGAAUGUCCUCUAUGCAAGCAACCCUUCAACUCCAUCUUCCACUCCAUCAAGGCUGAGAAUGACUUUAAGGAGUUUGUGCUGAGGCCUGCAGAAAACGGCUCCUUUGGCAGCCCAGAGGGCCGCAGGUUCAGGUACCGCACCACACAGACGUGGGAUCGCAGGCAGUCCCAGAGGAGGCCGUCGCCCCCCCCAGAGAACGUGGGAGUACUUGAGGGGCUGGCGGCCACUGUGCCCCUGCAGCAGGACACCGCGUUUCACCGUGUGAUGUCCGUGAUGGCUGCACGCCGACGAGCUCAGAGCGAGGGCAGGACGGCGCGCCACCUACGUGAGCAGGAGAUGGUGUCAUUCCGGCGCGCACUGUAUCGCACAGGGGUGCGGGUCCGUAGCGUGCGUGAUGGCGGCCGCUACAGGGACAUCUCAGCCACCUUCUUCCAGAGGAACCCGGCGUGCCUGCACCGGCUGCUGCCCUGGCUGCGGCGGGAGCUGAUUGUACUCUACGGCAGUCAUGGCUCGCUGGUCAACAUAGUGCAGCAUAUCAUAAUGUCUCGCAUCACCCGCUACAACAUGGAGGACCAGGCUAUCCAGGAUGAACUGCGGCCCUUUCUGUUGACUCGUACCGAUCAUUUUUUGCAUGAGUUUAUCAGUUUUGCCAGGUCCCCAUUUAAUAUGGAGGCCUACGACCAACACGCUGUUUAUGACUGUCCUGCACCGUCCUAUGAAGAGGGCAGCAGCUCUGACUCCUCUGUCAUCGCCAUCUCUGAAGACGAGGUCAAUUUUGUGGAUCUCAGCCAGCAGCCCAGGUCUGCAGAGGGUAGUGCUUUAAGCCAGGCCCCGUGGGAUGACGAGACUCCCGGGCCAUCCUAUUCGACCACAGAGCAAACAGAGGCCCCCAUGGUAUCCACCAGCGAGUCGGAGUCUGCCAGCAGCAGGGAGGGGCCCACUGAGCCCAGAAACACUCAGCAGCAAAAUACGCAGGUGAAGAAUGAUCCGAUUGCAAACAACAACGGGGAGGUCUCUUCAGGGGAGGACGAUUGUGUCAUCGUGGGCUAUGUGAAGCCCAUGGCAGAGAGGACACCAGAGCUGGUGCAACUGUCCUCUGAUUCUGAAGAGUCUGUCCAGCCUGAAAGUGCAGAUGUCCCUCAGGAGUCCCAGAGCAUUCGCUUCCCCAGCCUCAGUCCUCCAUCCUCGAUAUGCUCCUCUGUGUCCAAACACAAGUCCCCACAAAGGCGGGAGCUGUCGGCUGGAAGCGCUGGGCUGGACCGGCCAAAUUGGACCCCCUCGGACCUCGAGCAUAGGUGCUCACCUUCUAAAGAGGAAUUUUCUGAAAUGGGCACAGAUGGUGCCUCCAGUAGGGAGAAAUAUCUGGUGACUGAGACACAUACUCCUAGCAGGGAUGAUAAGAGGCGCCAGAGAGUCAGUCGAUCUGGAGAAUGCUCGCGAUCCAGAAGUAAGGAGAGGUCGCGUCGGAGCCAUAGCAGGCACUCAAGAAGCACAGAGCAGAGCUGGUCAGUGAGAAGCCCGACAGUCUCUGUGAACAGCGACAGCACACACUCACGAGACAGAAGGUGCUCAAGGUCCCACAGCAGGGAGAGGCUGCUGUACAAAGAUGGCUCACGGAGACGGGACAAACACCACAGUCGGUCCAGACGCAGUCAUGACACGUCAUACUCCUACGGCUGGGAGCUUUACAGGCACUACAGUCGGGAGCGGGAGAGGACUGACGCAGGCUAUGGGCAGGACAGGUCCUGGUCCUCCAGUCUCUACUCAAAUCCCAGUAAUGGUGCACAUUCACAAAGACAUGGGAGUCCCCGGGAAUCCCACCACAGGGAAAGGCGGCGUUCCAGGAGCCGGUCCAGGAGCCGGUCCAGCAUGAGCUCCCGUGGCUCUCGCUCAUUGUACCGGAGCUCCCGGGAUGACAAGCCAGGGGGGAAAAGGAAAUACAAGACCAGGCACUUGGAGGACACCUCGAAGGAGCGCUCCUCCAGACAUGAAUCAUCCUCCUCAAGCCUCAGGGAGAAACGGGGGAGUGGCGAACGACACCGCAAGAAAUCCCAUAAGAGGAGGAGUCGCAGCCCAAGUGUCGAGAUCAUCUUUGAAGGCCGAGCCACGGGAGAGAGCAGGAGGCACCACAAGAAGAAGAAGAAACACAAGAGGAAGAGCCGGCGGCACCGGAGUGCCGAGAGGCUGCCGCAGCGCUCACCCACGGUCAUCACCAUCGACAGCGACAGUGACCAUGCUGACACCAGCCUGGUCCCCCCUACCAGUAUGGAAAGCCACCCUCCCGACAGUGCAGCUCUCCCCGUUGACACAAGCCUGUUGGAGUCCAUUCUGCAGGACUUGGAACAGCAUGUCAUGUCGAUCGACACAAACAGUAGCAUGGACGUUCUGAACUCUGAAGGCACCUUUGAAGGCAAUAAAGAUGAAACAUUGCAUAUGGAGAGGGACGAGAGGCCUGUUCCUUCAAGGGGCGACACUAAUACUGGAGUGUCCUCGAUCACAGAACAGGGCAGAUCGCUAAACUCUACGGACUCUAAUGUAACCAGCUGCUGCCUCUGAGACUCGGUCAAGUCUGUUCUUUAAACAUGCCUGUUCAUGUCUGAGGGCUUGUGUUCUGUGGGACGUUGGCAGUUAAACCUGGAUCAGCACCCUGACACUGUACAGCAGCUCGUGACACAUGCAGGAGCCUCUUCUUUUUAAAAGACGCUGAGCUUUGGAUACUUGUUUGUCCAGUGCUGUUUUAUUUAUGUGACAGUGUAUUCUCUGUCUUUUAAUAUUUAAGAGGAGUAACUGAUUUAACUUACCAUUCCACACACAUUUAUAGUAUGUUCAUGUGCUGUACUACUCAGGGAAAAGGGAAGGCAGAUACUCACCACACACCCACAAGUCAACUUGACAGCUGUUCUGCAGUUCAGCAACAAUAAAGGAUCCGGUCAGACAUCUUGAUGGUGAAUUUUGCUCAUUUAGGGAGUAUUUGAGCAUUUUGUGUUGCUAACUACAAUAUUAAAAAUCCUGAUGAGAGAGAGCCUUGAAAUAGACCUUAUUAGAUUUUUGUUGUGAAUCUCAAUAAAUGAUUCAAAAUAACAAUUGCCUGUUUCCCCAACAUUCCCAUCCUUUUUCCUGUUUUAAAAUGUAUUAGUUUUUGAAUUUAUGUAUUUUUUUGUAUCUUGGAUAUUUCCCUUUUCAGGUGUAAAAACUAGCCAACCAUACAUUUGAAUUUCAUCUAUGCCUAUUUGAAAACAACGUAUCCCAAAGCUUUUCAUUAUGCAGUAAAAUACUGGUCUGAAAGA